Molecule: messenger RNA, 699 nt
Organism: Aspergillus eucalypticola CBS 122712
Lineage: Eukaryota; Fungi; Ascomycota; Eurotiomycetes; Eurotiales; Aspergillaceae
Product: translation machinery-associated protein 16
Exons: 3
Coding region: 63-599 (178 amino acids)
Cellular component (GO): nucleus
Source: RefSeq, a predicted model, not a curated record
CAAAAGUUUCUGUUCAUUCGUUGUGGAAGGUGUCAAGAAUCUGACCAAACCAUUUGCCCACCAUGCCGAAGACAUUCCAGAAAGUUACCAAGCAUAUUGCCAAGAAGAGAGGCGCCGUUGAGGCUCUUCACGAGUUUAGCAGAGAUGCCAGAAGACUGCGCCGAGCCAAUGCCAGAGAAGAUCGAGUCGCUCGUGUCUCCGCCAACAUGUCGCGGGCCAGACAGACAUAUGUGGAACGGAUCGCCUAUUUCCACGAGAGUGUCCCAGAAGGCCAAGCUCCGAUGUCAGAGGAUGAAAUGAAGGACAUCGUUGUCAGGUACAUCAACCGCAGCGUGCCCGAGAUCGAACAACUACAGAGCGAGAGACGGAAAGGCAGACCACCCAGCAAGCGCGAAGAAGCAUUGUUGCAGCGAACAGACGUUGAGAAUCGCGAGUUUAAGACGGGUUUUUGGAUGCCCGACUUUAGCGAUGAGAGUGUUCUCAAAGCCCUCGCCUCGUGGAACGGAGACUGGUCCGGACUGAGCACGAUGAAGUUCAUUCGCAUCACUAAGGAUGGAGCAAAACAACCUUCAGUAUUCCCGCCGAAGGGCAUGUCAUGAGCCAUCAAAAGUUCUAGUUUUCUUUCUGCAUUUCAGUUUGGGAGAUCGAAGAUUCGCAGUAUGCGCAGAGAUGGAUGGCAUAACGGCGUUACGAUUGCAC